UAUAGUCGGUAAUCUGUGGAAUGUAACCGCGUCGUACAUAAUUAUUAUCAAUGUUAUUCUGAUUCCCUCCUUUUCUUUGGGUUUGUAAUAAAUAAGCCGAGUUUACUAUUUUAAUGGUGUGAAGCCAUAUUUGGCUUGGCAAGAAUAGAUUUUAAAGUUCAUUAUUGUCUACAUUCCGAAAUUCAGGAUGCGUAAAAUAUCGAAAAGCAGAACAGACGAUGAUGUCGUUUCUUCAACGAACGGCUCCGGUUCGCUUGCUAACGACGAUCAACCAGAAGCGGACCAAUCAGGAGAGCAGAAUGAAAGUGAGGCAUCCAAACAAAGUGAUGGUAUCAACGAAGGCGACUCCGAGCAUAAUACCAGUAGAUCCAGAAGUAAAUCCAGGAAAAGUAAGGGUGGAAAAGGUAAAAAAGACGACAAUGAUGAAGAAAUUGAAACAAAAAAUAACGUCAAUAGUGAUGAGGAUUCCGAAGUGUCUAAAGAAACGAAAAAAAGAACUACAAAAAGUAAGGCCAAAGGCAAAGCUAAAAAAGGAAAGACUGUUAGAGAAUCCAAACAAGAAGAUGAUGAAGAAGAAUAUGAGGUUGAAAGCAUAAUAGAUUCAAAAAGAAUCAAAGGUAAGCUUCACUAUUUGAUACGAUGGAAAGGAUUCAGUGCAGAUAGUGAUUCUUGGGAGCCACAUGACACAUUGUCAUGUCCUGAUAUUGUUAGUAAAUAUAACGAAGAAAAAGAAAAUCCUAUAAAGAAAGGCAAGAGGAAAUCUAAAAAGAAAGAAAGCAAGGUUCCAGCAAAAAGAACCAAAACAAGCUGGGACAGCCAACAAGCAGAUGAAAAUGCUGAGUAUGAAGUGGACCGCAUAUUAGAAGUUCAUCGCAAGAAGAAUGGCCAACGAGAGUUUCUCAUCCAUUGGAAAGGGUGGUCCAACAAAUUUGACUCUUGGGAACCAGAGAAGAAUUUAAACUGUCCGGAUUUAAUUAAAAAAUUCAUGGAUAAAGUAGAUGCGGCGCAAUUGAUUGAGGCGCCUACUCUUCGAGUGUCACGGGAGAGCACUAACAGAUUCACUCUUCAAGCACACUCGACGGGACGUCGUCUCAGCAAACGCAAGGGGCAAAGGCAACGAGUGCGUUAUGAUGAUGCUGAAUGAGGCGAUUGACAGCAAAACGUUCUUAUAGCUAUUUGUAAUAAGAUUUUUUUUUGUGAAUGUUUAAGGUGAAUUAGUAGAUACUAGUAUAUAUAAGCCGGUAUAUUCUUGAUAUUUAACAUAUAUGAAUCAUUUUUGUUGAUGUUCAUAUCUGUCAAAAAAUAAAUAAUAUUAUAAUAAAUCAGUAAAUUACCGAUUACUUUAAAUUGUACUAAGCUGAACUAAUUAUAAAUUGAUUAAUAUUAUUUUCUUUCUUUCAAAAAGGAAUCAUCACCAUUUUGAUGAUUUAUGGUAUUUGGAAUAUUUAGCCAACAAUACAGUUUAUGUAACUAUACAUAGGUUUUUUGUGUUCUAUUUAAAUGAUGAAAGGAUAUGGGUCCUUGUUACUUUUUCCUUUUACUUACGGUGACAAAUGUUUGUAUUCCGAAAAGGUUUUUUGUGUUCUAUCUAAAUGAUGAAAGGAUAUGGUCCUUGUUACUUUUUCCUUUUACUUACAACAAAUGUUUGUAUUCCGAAAUCUCCAACCUGAACUUGACCUUUUAACCUUUUAGUAAUGAAAUAUAUUGUAUAUGAAACAUGACAGUUUUAGAUAACCCGAAAAGUCCCGAAUUUAGCUAAAAGUUACAAAAGAGAUUCUGAUAUGUCAUUGUUGACGGGGCUCAAGACAUAAUAAUUUAUUUGCAUUGCAAAACGAUCAUUAACGCCGUCUUAAUAGACCUUAGUACAAUAAUAUGGUUAAUAUCAUGUCAUAAGAUAGGUGUGUACUUUUUUUAAUGCCAAACCCCCCAUACAUAAAUUUUAUAUAUAUAGGCUUAGCUAAAUAUUUGGACUUGCUUACUACAAAUGUUCUUUUCCACUCUUUUGGGUUGCAAUAUAAAAAUAAAAUUUUCUAUUGUAAGCUUCUAAGCCAGCCAUAUGUCGUAGAUUUUUGAUGAUGUAAACAUUGACUGUAAGAGAAAGCAAUGCAUGCACAUAGAAUGAUAGAGUCAUUGGUGCUCAGCCGGGAUUUGAACGAACGAUCUCAGGGGUGUGAGCCGCUCGAUGAUUUAUAAUGUAUCACAAAUUUUUUAUUUAUUAGAAAUCACAUAUAAUUUGAUCUGAUCUCGGUUUAAGGGGCUUAUUUCUUCACACCUAUGUUUAGCCUACGUCAUGUGCAAUUGAAACAUCUAUAUGUACCUACCAUAGAUUAUAAUAUUAUGUCUAUAGUAAAAAAAAAACACAUUUAUAAGGAUCCCAAAGUUAUAAGAAAAAACGAUUUAUCGCGUUUAUAUUAAAAUUAUAUAUUUAGGUAAUUAUAAGAAAAAUAAUCUUUAUCAUAAUUAGUGUGUGAGAACGAAUUUCGAAUGAUCUUCCAACUUUAAUCCUUUAUAAAUUUGUGACCUUUUAUGAAUUUUGUACUAUGAGUAGAACACUAUAUAAUUGUAUUAUGCUCAACUGCUAAUACGCGCAAGAAUCGUGCUAGAAAAAAAUACAACAAUAGCAUAAUUUCCUGUAUCUUAUACUAACAUUCUACCAAUGUGUUUUACUGAUAGUUUGCGUUCUACUUAAACCUUGUCGAUUCAAGGUUGUAAAAUCUGAUAAUUUUUACUUUAAUAUAGACUUUUCCUUUAUGCACACCUACAAAUACUAUAGAGUUUAAGAUUACAUUUUUAUCGCUCAUUACAUUGUAUUGUUUUAUGAAUGAUUGAAACGUAAUAAAUAGUAUAUAGUUAUA
Messenger RNA from Pieris napi, 2855 nucleotides. RefSeq names its product chromodomain Y-like protein. The record is from RefSeq and is a predicted model, not a curated record. The transcript is spliced from 6 exons. Gene Ontology annotation, biological process: chromatin organization; negative regulation of transcription by RNA polymerase II. Bases 188 to 1144 code for a protein of 318 amino acids. Gene Ontology annotation, molecular function: chromatin binding. Gene Ontology annotation, cellular component: pericentric heterochromatin. NCBI's taxonomy places the organism in Eukaryota, Metazoa, Arthropoda, Insecta, Lepidoptera, Pieridae.